Drosophila elegans is the source of this 2629-nucleotide messenger RNA. It is a transcript of the gene ZnT49B, whose product is annotated as zinc transporter 9. Gene Ontology annotation, cellular component: membrane. The transcript has 8 exons. Lineage: Eukaryota; Metazoa; Arthropoda; Insecta; Diptera; Drosophilidae. Bases 332 to 2320 code for a protein of 662 amino acids. Gene Ontology annotation, biological process: transmembrane transport; zinc ion transport. The record is from RefSeq and is a predicted model, not a curated record. Gene Ontology annotation, molecular function: FAD binding; monoatomic cation transmembrane transporter activity; blue light photoreceptor activity.
CACAACAACAGAUAAAGCACAGGCAAAAAGCGCCAGCCGGUGAUGGUUAAAUUUUCAGUAUAAAAAAUUCGCCAAUGUGUAUUUAAAACGUUUUUUCCAAGUACGCCUUUAUCGCGCAAAGGUGUGUGCCCCCAGGCCGGAAAGGGGAGUUCCACAGAUUUCUCCGAUCACGAGGAAUUACGCUUGCAAUCCGUCCACUUCUUAUUAUAUUUGUUCCCGCAUGACGUAGUUUUGCGUUGAAAGUGAAACCGCGGAGCACCCCCAAUCACAACAAUAGCACAACACCGAUCAGUAUCUAAAGUUCGAUAGUGUCGCAGCGCGCCGUUGCAGGAUGCUGAUGCGCGGCGUGCAGCUCCUGCAUCGAAGACACCAGCAGUUUGGAAGGGCCUUCAGCCAGUGCUCCUUGCGCCAUGACGCCGGCAAUCCUUGGAGACGGAAUGAUGGCGAAACAUCCAGGCCGCAUCCCUGGAAGCGACCCGGCAUGUUUCUCCAGUUUCGCUGCAGUGCCGGCGGCAGUGAUUCAAAGAAGAAGGAGCAACUGGCUCUGGAGGAGUCCACCGCUGUCACAGCCGCCGCACAGCCAAAGGAGAAGCAAACGAAAAAUUUUGAGGUAAAGACCUCCAAGGGCAUCCUGUCCAUCAGCACCACCAUCGAGGACUCCAAGAUCAAUGAAAUCGUGUUCGAGAAGUCCGAUCUGCCGCCGGUGUCCAAGCUGAAAGAGCCGGCUCUAGCUGCAGCGGCCAUCAAUCUGAGGGCCAGCGCCAGCUCCACUGGAGCAAGUGGAGGAGGUAGCAUUAUGAACCCUCCUGAAACGAUUCCACCAAAGCCUGGCACAUCUAUAACUGAUUUGACUAAAGCAGCAAUAGUGGUAAAAGCGGUAGAAGCUACUGCUCCUUCAUCCCAGCCAGCAGAUGUUCCGCCUCCGAUGCCUGUUCUUCCUCCCAAGCGACCGCGUUUUGAUUAUCGCGCCUCUCUGGAGCGUAAUUUUGUGACGCCCAAUCGGGCCAUAAGCGAUUUCUUGCUAACAGCUGCGGACCUCGAAAGCCUACCCAAGAUCAAGCGGAGAUCUCCGUACGAACAGGAGCCACCCAUGACCGUCUAUUGGCGCCGCGAUGUGGAGGCCAAAGCCGUCGAGGUGUGGGGCUCUAAGGAGAACCUAUUGCGAGAGCGACUUAAGCGGGAGAUAGAGCGUAAGCAGUACCAGCAGAUCUAUGACUCCACAGAUCUUUUCACUGUCAAGCGGCGGCUGCGCGACUACCGCAGGGAGAUGGGAUCCCGCACCAAAGUGAUGCUUGACAAUCGGAAGGAGUCGGAGAAGUCGGGCCAAGUGGUGGCUACCGCCAUUGCCAUCAAUGCGGCUAAUUUGCUUUUCAAAGCUGGAGGAUGGCUGUACAGCGGUUCCCACAGCAUGUUCGCGGAGGUUAUCCACUCACUGGCCGACUUGAUCAACCAGCUUAUCCUCGCCUUUGGCAUAUACAAGUCCUCCCAGAGCCCAGACAUCGAUCAUCCUUACGGUUACAUGAAUAUGCGAUAUGUUUCCUCGCUGAUUUCUGGCGUAGGCAUCUUCUGCGUUGGCUGUGGCCUGUCCAUUUACCACGGCAUUGACGGCAUUCUCCACCCGGAGCCCAUCGCGGAUCUGUUUUGGGUGUACUGCAUCCUCGCAGGGUCCCUGGUUUCUGAGGGAGCCACGUUGGUGGUGGCCAUCAAUGAGCUGAAGCGAUCAGCCAAAGAAAACAACAUGACCUUCAAGGACUAUGUGAUUUCUGGCAAGGAUCCGUGCGUUAAUGUGGUGCUCUGCGAGGACGCUGCUGCUGUAACUGGCGUCAUGGUGGCUGGAGCUUGUAUGGGAUUGAGCAGCUACACAGGAUCUCCCAUCUUUGAUGCCGCUGGAUCCCUGGUCAUUGGAGCUCUCUUGGGGGCCGUGGCCUCCUUUAUCAUUUACACAAAUGCCAAUGCUCUGGUGGGCAUAUCCAUCUCCUCUGAGCGACUGGAAAAGAUUAACUCUGCUUUGGAGGCUGAUGUCAUGAUCAGAGCCAUUUACGAUGUCAAGGGCAUCGAUAUUGGCAACGCUCGUGUCCGCUACAAGGCUGAGCUAGACUUCGACGGUCGUGAGCUGACGCGUUCGUAUCUGGACAAACAGGAUCUGGCCAAGCUGCUUACGACGGUUCGAGGCUUUGAGAAGGUGGAGGAUCUGGAGGGCUUUCUGCUGGAUCAAGGCGAAAACAUUGUGGACCUGAUGGGCGGUGAAAUCGAUCGCAUCGAGAUGAAUCUGCGGACGCAAUUCCCGGAAAUACGUCACGUGGACCUGGAAAUACUCUAAGCCCCCUCCAUUCGCCUGGGGACCUGUUGAUAUCAUAAAGCAUUGGGUGAUUUGGUCGCUUUCUAUAAGAAAUUUUUGCCCGUCUAGCUUAUAUUUAUUUCCCAUUGUGUACUUUUAGAUGUAAUUCUUAAAAAUAAGCAUUAAAAGUGUAUUGCCUCGGGCUUGACAGGAGUCCGGCGGUUUAAGGAAAAUUCGCCGGUACCUAUCCGUUUUCAAAGUAGUUUGUUCGUUGAAUUGUAGAGCGUUUUCCUUAAAUAUUCCUUCGCCUGCUCUUGUGUACCAUAAAUAAUGUAAUUAUUAUGCAACGUU